GAGUGAUGGGAGCCGGAGAGAGAGAGAGAGAGAGAGAGAGAGAGAGAGAGAGAGAGAGAGAGAGAGAGAGAGAGAGAGAGAGAGAGAGAGAGAGAGAGGAGGGAAUAGAGAGUGAAAGAGAAAGGAGAGGAGGAGCGGCCCGUCCUCCCGGAUAUGGCGGACGGGAUAGCGACCAUGAAGAUGGGCGAAGACGACGAGAUGGCUGAGGAAGAGGAACGUGUGCUUCGAGUUGAAGUUGAUGCAGAGGAGAAGAAGAUGGAGCGAAGCAAUGGCGGCGAUGGCGGCGAUGGCGGCGGCGAUGGUGGAACAGCAGGUGGUCGAACGGCCAGGGCGAUGGCGGCGAUGACGGCGAACAGCCAGGGCGGCGAUGGCGGCGGCGAUGGGGGCGGCGAUGGGGGCGGCGAUGGCGGCGAUGGUGGAGAUGGCAGGGAGGAGGGUGAAGAAGAACGUCAGGUAGGGAGUGCAGGUGAAGGGGGAGGAGAUACCAUAGCUGAGACUGCGGCAUUGGGGGGAGGAAAGAUGGAGAGAGUGCCGAAGAGGAGGAGGAGGAGGAGGAGGAGGAGGAGGAUGGAAGAGGAGGACGAGGAGGAGGAUGAUGGUGGUCGUCGAAAAGCUAAUGAUGAAGAUGGUGCUAAUGAUGAUGAUGAUGAUGGUGGUCAUCGCGGCGAACGGGAUUCCGACCCGGUGGACACGGGCGCUGAGGGGAACGAAAACGCGAAUCAACAAAACAAUAACGGCCAAGCUGGUGCAGGUCAGCAGGAUGCAGCAGCAGGGAGACCGCGAAGGAGAGCAGGGUUGACAUCCCGACGCUCCUAUUUUGAAAUUGCGGGACUUGGCGACGAUUACGUGCUUGAAGAUUUGGAAUGGGAAGGUGAUGACGACUCGCAAGCAGAUGAGAAUGAGGAUGUCUGCACGACUUGCGGGGUCGGGGGAACUCUUUUGUGCUGUGACACGUGUACCGCUUCACACCAUCUUGCGUGCUUGGACCCGCCAUUGAAGCGUGUUCCAAAGGGAAAAUGGAGUUGUCCCACUUGUCAAGAUCCUCUGGCUGACGUCGACAAGCUGGUGGACUGGAGGAGAGUAGAAAAGUCCGAAAAGACCUCGGAAAAGUCCGAAAGGUGUGAAAAGUCAUCGGAUGGUGGCGGGGGUGAGGGCGAAGCAGGUGCUGAUGGCUGCACAAAGGAAGCUUCAGAAGUGAAGGGGGAAUCGGCGGAAGCGCCGGCAGCAGGCGGCGUAAAUGCUACCGCGUCGAAGGAUGAGAAGGACUUAGCGCCGAUGUCGGUGGGAGAGCGUGAACCAAAGGAGCAGCAGUCGACGGCGACGGUGUUGGGAGAGGAUGUGUCGAAGAAGGACAUGGCAGCGGCAGCGGCACCGGUGGGGGACUCCUUGAAAGUGGAGGAACGGGCGCUGACGCCGGCGGGAGAAGAUGCGUCCAGGACCGCAGGAUCCAAUAAUUCACUCGAAGAUGUUGAGUAUCUCGUGAAAUGGAAGUCGAGAUCUUAUCUUCACUGCACCUGGAUAUCUCAUGGAGCAUUGGAGAAGGCAGCUCGGAAGUUCCCGGGGCUCGGUGUAAAGCUGAGGAAGUUCCAGCGACAAUUCAUUUUAGCACCCAAGGACAGUGACGAUGUCGAUGGCGAUGGCGAAGCAGGAAAAUCGCCGAGUGUUAGACCAGAGUGGAUGACGGUUGACAGAGUCAUUGAUUCAAGAACUGUGCGUGCAGGGGAGAGUGAGUAUCUCGUGAAAUGGAAGGAUCUUGGAUAUGAGGAGGCAUCAUGGGAGAAAGUGGAGGAUAUUGCGGCAUUCAGGCAGCAACUGGAUGCAUUCCAUGCUUUGAUGUCGAGGGCAGGUCCGAAGCAAAAAGCGCCGAGAAAGCCAGGCAGGAAGAGGAAAUGCCCUGAAAAUGCGGAGGACAAGAGCAGCAUCAAGAAGUCAAAGCCAACCACUUUUUCAGCGUUGGAAGCGACUCCUCAGAACCUCACUGGUGGUGAUUUGCAUCCGUAUCAGCUGGAGGGUGUGAACUGGCUGCGGUUCUCGUGGUGGCAGGGGCGGCACAUCAUCCUAGCUGAUGAGAUGGGUCUUGGAAAAACUAUUCAGACGAUUGCUUUCCUUGCUUCGCUAAAGGACGAGGGAGAAGAUGGACCACAUCUCGUGGUCGCGCCUUUGUCUACUUUAAGGAACUGGGAACGAGAGUUCGCUACUUGGGCGCCAUUUCUCUAUGUGGUUAUGUACGUGGGAACGGCGAAAGCACGAUCUGUCAUCAGGAGGCACGAGUUUGUUUUCCCUGCAGCGGAUGAACGCGUGAGAGACGAGGAGGAGAAAGAAGGAGGGGGUGCAGAACAUGAACAGUCUAAAUCCAAACAAAGGAAAAAGGGGAAGCCAAAGAAGCAGAGGUCGGCACGGCAGAGCGGUACCAGCAAACAGGAGCGAACAAAAUUUGAUGUGCUUCUGACAUCCUAUGAGAUGAUUGUGAUUGACAACAGUGUGUUUCGCAAUAUCAAAUGGGGAUGUUUGGUGGUAGACGAAGGACAUCGUCUGAAGAAGAAAGAAUCAAAGCUUUUCCAGACUUUACACACGUACUCAACUCGUCACCGUCUACUGCUUACAGGAACACCAUUGCAGAACAAUCUGGAUGAGCUCUUCAUGCUAAUGCAUUUUCUUGAUGCAGGAAAGUUUAGCAGCCUGGCAGACUUUCAAGAGGAGUUUGCUGACAUUAAUCACGAGCAGCAGAUCGCUAGACUUCAUGAACUACUCGCUCCACACCUUCUGCGCAGACUAAAGAAGGAUGUCAUGAAGCAGCUGCCUCCAAAGCGGGAGUUGAUCGUCAGGGUGGAUUUGACCCCUCUACAGAAAACACUUUACAAAGCAGUGCUCACAAAGAACUACCAAGUCCUCUGCCGGCGCGGAGGUCAUCAGGUCUCACUUUCCAAUGUGAUGAUGGAGCUGCGGAAGGUGUGUGCACAUCCUUUCCUCAUUCAAGGGGCGGAGCCAGUUGUGGAGGAUGCAAAUGAGAGGCACAGGCUUCUUGUGGAACUUGGCGGGAAAUUCGCCCUUGUGAGCAAGAUGAUGGAAAAGCUGAAGCGGGGUGGACAUAGGGUUCUUAUCUACUCUCAGUUUACAAGGGUCCUCGAUUUGUUUGAGGAUUGGCUUGCAUUCAAGAAAUGGAAUUACGAGCGGAUUGACGGGACUGUCAGUGGCGUUGAGCGACAGAUUCGAAUCGACAGAUUCAACUCCCCUGGAUCAUCGUGCUUCAUAUUCUUACUCUCCACUCGUGCAGGCGGGCUGGGCAUCAACCUCGCAACAGCCGACACUGUGGUAAUCUUUGACAGUGAUUGGAAUCCCCACAAUGACCUCCAAGCCCAAGCUCGGGCACACCGUCUUGGGCAGAACAAGAAGGUUAUGAUAUACAGGCUGGUCACCCGCGGGACGGUCGAGGAACGGAUAAUGCAGUUUUCAAAAAAGAAAAUGGUUCUUGAGCAUCUCGUUGUUCAACGCAUGAACAAGCCACAAGUGCUUAACCAGGAUGAACUUGAUGACAUCCUCCGUUUUGGAGCAAAGGAGCUGUUUGAAGAAGAAGAAGAUGAGAAAAGCACGGAUGACAGGGAUAGCACUGUAGCAAGGUUUGAGUACAUGUCGGAUGACACUCCUAGGACAACGAAACAUGGGGAUGCUGCCAAAGAAGAUAGUCUGCCAGCUUCCCAGGAACAGGCUGUAGACCUCACUGUCAAUCAUUCACAGUAUUGGGAGGAGCUUCUGCAGGAGAGGUAUAAAGAGGAGCAGCAACGACAGUGUGAAGACCUGGGGAAAGGGAAGCGUAGCAAAAAACAGGUCAAUUACGCCAAUUCGGUCUUUGAGAUGGGUGAUUCAAGCGUACUGGAUGACAGUGAAAAGGAAGAGUCAGGAGAAUCCUGUGACGAGGCAGCAUCGCCAGCUAAGCCAGCAGGAGAUCAGAAGGCGGCCGCGCAAGAAGAUAUUACAGAUGGAGUGAAGCGCAAAGCGCAAAGCAAUGACAAGAAAAGAAAGGCUGCAGUAGAAGAUGUCGGCGGUGUGACGCUGGAUGUCUUUGCCGACGGGGCCUUUGUGACGGCUGACCAUGAAUGUGCUGAGGAUGCGUUCGAUGAAGAAGGGGAGGCAUGCGAGGUGGAGGAGGAGGAGGACGAGGAAGAAGAAGAGGAGGCAGAUGACAGAGGGGAUGCUGUAGUAGUAGAUGUCGGCAGCGGAGGUGGUUGUGAUGGUGGUGGUGGUAGUGGUGAUGGUGGUUGUAGUGGUGGGGGUGGUGGGGGKGGUGGAGGUGGAGGCGGCGAUAGUGGCGGCACACUGUCAGCACAUUCAUGGGAGCUCGCCAUCAAGACACGGUUUGGAGUUGGCGACUUCUCAUGGAGGGAGUUUGUUCCACGUCUGAAGCCGAAGACCCAGGAGGAAAUUAAAGAGUAUGGUACUUUGUUUUUCAAGCACAUAGAGGAGGAGACGACACAUAAUGACCGGUUUUCAGAUGGAGUUCCGAAAGAGGGACUGCAGAUCAGGGACAUACUUGUGCGACUGGCGGUCCUGCAUCUCAUUCGGGACAAGGUUAUUGCGAUGUCGGCGAACCCUUCUAUGCCCAUGUUCCAAACAGACAGAGGGGGAAAGGUACUUGCUGCGCUGAACAAGACGAGAAUUUGGAAGGAAGAGCAAGACCGAAAGCUGCUCAGGGGAAUUCUAAUCCAUGGAUAUGGUAGAUGGUGUAACAUCCUCUGUGACGAUCGACUAAAUUUGCAAGCUCCCCUCCGAGCAGAGCUUCAUUUGCCGCCGCGUAAUUUGGCGGGCAUGGGCAUGAAUCCAUCACCUGACAACGGAGGGAUGGCGAUGGCCUCGAGCUCAGGUGUCAUUAAUGCGGUCCAGGCGAUGAAUGGAAGCAUCGGUUAUGCUAGGUGUGGAGAGGGAGGAGCGUUGCUACAAGGCGGUGAAGCAAGUGCCGGCACAGCAGUUGCUGCUGCCGGACUGCAGGGCGACCGGUGCUUGCCGACCUCCCCUCAACCGCGUGUUCUCAAUGGCGGUGGUCCCUCACAGGACCCAGAUGGAGUCAAAGCUGGUGCCCAAGCUGCCAAUGUAUUUGGGGAACAGGGCGCCAACGUCACAGCAAAUGUGUUAGAUCCGUACGAGCAGCGAAAGAUGGUCGACUUCAUUCGAAAGAGAGUUGGGCUUCUGGAAAAGGUCUUGGAUGCAGAGUUCCGGGGCGAUGCAACGAAAGACAAAGUACUGGUGCUGAGCAACGGAAGGACAGGACAACAGACGCCGCCCACUGGCCAGAGAGAAGGCCGUCACCAGCAAGGCGGCCUUGGGAUUUUCUCAACGACAAAGUGCAUGACACUGGCGAUUGUGCCCUGUGAAAGACCAGCCGCCACAGAACCAGGAGGAAUUGAUCAUACGGAGAAUCUUCUCUCCCUCUCUAUCGGAGGCCUCCAUGCCUCUGCCGGGGAAUAUCAGGAUCGAUGGACUCUUGUGCGAUCUCCAACAAUUACGACGACAACAACAUCGACUAAGGUAACUGGACCAUGUGGUGUUGGUUUUGGCGAGAGUGCAUCUUCAGCUCUGGGAAGCCGCGAUCCAACAAUUGUCAUAGAAGAUUCGGUGUCAACUGGGCCAGGCAUGAGUUGUGGGGACAGCAUCUCCCCAGAGAUCCGAUCCCCAAUGCUGCAUGCAGACAAGCUUGGUGCAGGUGCUGGCCAGAAGGGGGAGGAGAGAAGACAGAAUGAAAUCCAACAGGCUUGGUCCAAUGUGUCGAGCUUCAGCCAUGCGACAUCACAGAAAGGUCAGUAUUCCGUUGUGCCAGAGACUGUCAUUCUCAUGGCUCAGAGGAGAGUUUCAGAAAUCGCCGGGGAAAUGAGGAAGGAUGCAGUUGGCGGGGGGGGGUCCAUUGCUGCUGCCUUUCCUGCUAACUUCAGACCAUGCCCGGCUGCUGCGACUGUGCUCCCCGCCACGAGCUUGUCCAUUGCCCCACCAGCUCCCUCCGCUACCGUCCUUAGUAGCACACUGAUUGGCGGCGGCAUAAGGGAGGGUGUAAAUAGCAGUCCAUCCGCCAACCUUCACUGCUUCUCUUCUUUUCAGAAUCUUCAAGAAGCUUGUCGUCUGAGAGAGGCCGGGCUAGACCAGGCGGUACAGCCACUGCUUUCCAGGUUCCAUUCGGGUACGAUUGCUGGUUCCGGACCUGAAGCGCCAGUCGUCUCCGGCGCUACCCUUGGUACCUCUAGCCGGUCGGGUGCCGACGGGUUGGUAUAUGGUGCUCCGAUUACUCGGUUCGUUCAAGGCAUUCGACCAGUUGCCGGCGCUGAGGGAAGCACAACAUUUUAUCCCGCAGCAGUGGCUCCGAGUCUCCGGACAUCUUCCGCGAAUUCCUUGGCGUUCUGGGAAACCCCCGCGGCUGCUUAUGCCGCAGCUACUCAACGAUGGCCAAAACUUGUUCAGGGGUUCCCUGCUACGACGGGCUGCCAGUUUCCGGGAGCAGAUUGGCAAACCAAUAGCAAUGGGAGAAGGCGAACAGACGAAACGAUGAUCGGGCUCGCAGUUGGGUCUGUGAGUGAGGCUUCAAGCUCUUUGCAGGGGAGGCUGGGUGGAGGAGGAACCGGCGAGCCUGGGCAGCCAAACCUGUCACCAUGCAUGGGCUCUGUGAUGAAAGGGGUCGCUGUCGCGGACAGCAGUGGCAUUCCAUUCGUCGAUGGCAAAAGAAGUGGGAGGAUGUCGUCGAAGUCAGGCCCACCUCCAGGGAGUACCAUCAUAAUCAUAGAUGACUAGCUUAACACAUAUCAAUGUCACUCCAGGCCAUUGUCAUGUUUUCCU
Molecule: messenger RNA, 6813 nt
Organism: Chara braunii
Lineage: Eukaryota; Viridiplantae; Streptophyta; Charophyceae; Charales; Characeae
Source: the annotation of a GenBank genome assembly